AUGGAGACAACGAAGAAAAGCAAGGUUUUGGUGAUCGGAGGAACUGGUUACAUCGGAAAAUUCAUCGUCCAAGAAAGCGCGAAAUCCGGCCACCAAACGUUCGCUCUAGUUAGAGAAGCCUCUCUUUCCGAUCCCGUCAAGGGCAAAACCGUCAAAAGUUUCAAAGACCUUGGCGUCACAAUACUACACGGAGAUUUGAAUGACCACGAGAGCUUGGUGAAGGCAAUAAAACAGGUCGAUGUGGUUAUAUCAACCGUUGGUCGCAAGCAACUGUUAGAUCAAACCAAGAUCAUUUCCGCCAUUAAAGAAUCCGGUAACAUCAAGAGAUUCUUGCCGUCUGAGUUUGGAACAGACGUGGACAAGACAGUUGCGGUUGAGCCAGCGAAAUCAUUAGUCUUUGGAGCGAAGAGACAGAUCCGAAGAAUCGUAGAAGCAGAAGGAAUACCAUACACUUACGUUGUUGGCAAUUGCGCAGCCGGUUUUUACUUGCCUUCGUUGGCUCAGUUUCAACCUCGUCUUACUUCUCCUCCUAGAGACAAAAUCACUAUUUUAGGCGACGGAAAUGCCAAAGUUGUGUUCAACAGAGAGGAAGAUAUUGCUGCUUACAUGAUCAAAGGAUUGGAUGAUCCAAGGACCCUGAACAAGACCCUCUACGUUAAUCCUCCUAAGAACACUUUAUCGAUGAACGAAUUAGUCACCUUAUGGGAGAAAAAGAUCGGAAAGUCUCUUGAGAAGACUCACAUGACAGAAGAACAAGUGCUCAAAAACAUCCAAGUGUAUCCUGUUGUUCCCGUGUAUGUUAUUCUAUCCAUAAACCAUACGGUGUUUGUGAAAGGACAUCAAACGAAUUUCACUAUAGAGCCUUGUUUGGGUGUUGAAGCUUCUAAGCUUUAUCCUGAUGUCAAGUAUACCAGUGUUGAUGAAUAUCUCAGUCAAUUCGCUUGA
Messenger RNA from Arabis nemorensis, 945 nucleotides. The record is from the annotation of a GenBank genome assembly. Lineage: Eukaryota; Viridiplantae; Streptophyta; Magnoliopsida; Brassicales; Brassicaceae.